Molecule: messenger RNA, 5011 nt
Organism: Electrophorus electricus (electric eel)
Lineage: Eukaryota; Metazoa; Chordata; Actinopteri; Gymnotiformes; Gymnotidae
Gene: bmal2
Product: basic helix-loop-helix ARNT like 2
Biological process (GO): regulation of DNA-templated transcription
Cellular component (GO): cytoplasm; nucleus; transcription regulator complex
Molecular function (GO): DNA-binding transcription factor activity; protein dimerization activity
Source: RefSeq, a predicted model, not a curated record
CAAAAGUCGAGUCCGUUCUACGCGUUGGUUGCCCGCCCGCCGUCCGCUCGUCCCGUGCUCCGUCUGCAACAGCCACUGCCGCCUCGUCCACAUGCAUUGGAGUGUCGGGCCCCGGCAUACCGCCUCGAGCCAUGUCGGCGAGCAGUGCAGCGGCUCGCGGCGGUGACGGAGCGCCGGGCGGAGAGACUGGGGAUGUGUUGGAGGAAGGACUCAAGAGUCACUCUGUCUCUGUUUCCAGUCUGGUGACGCCCAACUCAGCUGCUGGCAUGGAGCUGACCAGGAAACGAAAGGGUAGCACAGACAAGGAAAUGAAAUCAGCAUCAGUGCUGGAUGAGGGUAUGGAGGGUGAAGAAGAAAGGCCAGAAGGUGAAGACCCGCAUGUGAAAAUUAAGUGUUUCAGGGAGCCUCACAGCCAGAUUGAGAAAAGGCGGCGGGACAAAAUGAACAACCUGAUUGACGAGCUGUCAGCCAUGAUCCCCACAUGCAGCCCCGUGUCCCGCAAACUCGACAAGCUCACUGUACUGCGCAUGGCCGUACAGCACCUUAAAUCACUCAGAGUUUUCCUAACGACACGUUCCCCUGUUUUGCCAGGUGCAACCAGCACCUUUGCAGAAGCCAGUUACAAGCCUUCAUUCCUUCCAGAUGAUGAACUGAAGCACCUCGUCCUCAGGGCUGCAGAUGGAUUCCUCUUUGUGGUUGGCUGUGACCGAGGGAAAAUAGUGUUUGUUUCAGAAUCUGUUUCCAAGAUCCUGAACUACACUCGGCCAGAGCUGAUCGGUCAGAGUUUGUUUGACUACAUUCACCCCAAGGACAUCGGAAAAGUGAAGGAGCAGCUCUCAGCCUCUGAACUGUUUCCACGGGAACGCCUUAUAGAUGCCAAAACGGGACUCCAGGUGCAGGCAGACGUUCCUCUCCGAGCCGCCCGUCUCUGUCCGGGAGCUCGACGUUCUUUUUUCUGUAGAAUGAAGUACAAGAAAGUGAGCGUGAAGGAGGAACAGGACAUGACGCGUGCAGCCUCGUCCUCCAAAAAGAAGGAGGCGCAGUGCUACUGCACGGUGCACUGCACAGGCUACAUGCGCACGUGGCCCACCAGUCAGCUGGGUGCCGAGGGGGAAGCAGAAGGCGAGGAUUGCUCCCGCUUCAGCUGCCUGGUCGCCGUGGGCCAAGUGCACCCCUACACUGCCCCUCAGGCCAACGGCGACGUCAGGGUCAAGCCCACGGAGUUCAUCACCCGCUGCGCCCUGGAUGGCAAAUUCACCUUUGUGGAUCAACGAGCAACCACUAUUCUUGGCUACCUGCCUCAAGAGCUGUUGGGCACGUCCUGCUAUGAAUAUUUCCAUCAAGACGACUUGCCUCAUUUGGCAGACAGACACCGAAGAGUGCUGAGAAGUAAAGAGAAAAUUGAGACAAACUGCUACAAGUUCAAAACGAAAUUUGGCUUUUUUGUCACGUUGCAAAGUCAAUGGUUUAGUUUUAUAAAUCCCUGGACCAAAGACGUCGAGUGCAUCGUGUCAACAAACACAGUCAAACCUGGGAAGAGCAAUCCAGAUGGAUCAGAUAGUUCAGAACAGCCCACUGAUUCCAAGACAUCAGAUGACGAUGCUAAGAAGUCCCCGCCCAUCGUCCCAGGUAUCUCCAGUGCCUCCGGCACCAUGAUAUACGCUGGGAGCAUUGGGACCCAAAUCGCCAAUGAGCUGCUGGACUUCAGCAGGAUGAACUCCUCCCCUUCCAGUGACAAUGCCAGCCCCUUCAGUCUGCUUCAGGACGAGUCUCCGCUGGCUCUUGCGCAAGGCAGCAGUGCGGUGAACGGGGAAGGGUCAGACGUGGACACGGCAGGUAAAUCGGGUCCAGAGGACGUGGCACAAGGUGAACCCUUCGCACACAGUGAGACCGUACUGGAGGGAAGUUCCCAGCUGGACCUGGACGCCGUCCCGGGGCUGGCAAGCCUAAGCAGCGACGAGGCAGCCAUGGCCGUCAUAAUGAGCCUGCUGGAGACAGAUGCCAACCUGGGCGAGGCCGUGGCCUUGGACGACAUGCGCUGGCCUCUGUGACCGCCACGCGUCCAGCCCAUGUUUCUCUUCUUCCCCUUUUGAUCGACCUUUUAUCUCGUUAUGGUCUUUUACAACAACAAACCCCACGUCACAGAAACAAAUCGCCCCGAUUCUCCUGAUCGGAAAUAUUUCUAAUUUGUUUGUGGUUUUUUUUUCCUCCUGGAAAGACAGAUGACAACCUCCCUGUCUUCAAUGAAAGAAAAUUGGAUCUCCAAAAUAUUAAAGGGCACCCAGUCUCUCUCUCUCUCUCUCUCUCUCUCUCUCUCUUCGUUUCUUUCUGGUCCUCGGUUCCACUUCCAGGACGAUGGACAGCAGACAGGCAGCUGAGGGCCUUGUACAACAGAGCCAGAUUUUUAAUUUUUUUUGGUCUGCUGUGAAUUUCACUUCAACUCUUGAGGUCUCACCAGUGGACACUUCUUGACAUCCUUCUCCUCUGCUGAGGAAAAAAGAGCUUUUAAAGCAAGUACCCAUAAAGGACUUUUUUAAAGACUUAAAAGAUUUUUUUAAAGUACUUAGGAGGUCUACACUUGAACUCUGAAUUAAUCUUUUCCAGACAAAACUCUACUGGAAAACUGGAUGCUGAUGUCUUUAAGGAUUGUGAAGGGAAACCCUUUCAUCUGUUUGGCUCCAGCUUUUUGUAAUGAAGCAGAGAUACAGGACGCUGUCCCCGGCUGGGAUGAUCAGAUGACCGGCAGGACUACACCGAGAGAUCUGAACCUGCACAGGGGCCUGAACCCCCCCCAAGUCUUUGGUCUCGGAGCCAGUGUGAACACGUUUCUUUUCACCUUCAUUAGCCCUUCCAGGUCUCCACGGUGCAGGGAAUGAAUGCGCUAUCCAGAUGAUCAGUAGGUGCUUCGGUCAGACCCGGGUCAGACCUGAGCCUCUGUCAGAUGUAGGGCGGCCCAAGAGCAGCAGAGAGAACUAAAACCGCCAAUCAAAUAAAUGCAGAACUCUCAGGGAGCAACUCCACGCCAUCCUGUUCAAAUCUUCCCUAUUACAUGUGGGUCUCUGUUGGUGCCCCAAGGUGGUCUGAAGGUGUUGCACACCGCUCAUUCUGCACUCAUGUUCUGUACAUAACUGUGUUCACAAGAUUGUAUUUGUCUUAAAAAACAUUUGUCGCGAAAACUCAAUAGGAAGUGGGGGUUGGGUGAGGAGUAGGCAAAUGUCUCAAAAUACACUUCAAAUAAAUGUUCAUUACCCAGCACUCUUCAGUAGAUGAAAGUGCAUUAAAACACCCACAUGGUGGAGUUUGACCUCUGACCCUUAGUGCUAGUCUGUCAUUUACUCAGUUUUGAGUGAUUGGCUCUUAGUAGGAUAUUCAGAAAGUGAGUGUGUCAUGAAUGUGCUCAGAGAAGUAGGGUUAAGGUUAGGCAUGCACAGUUGGGGAGAACUCUGGUCGGCCCUAUGUGGAUUAACCCAUGGACUACAUGCCAUAUCUGACUAGCAAAUUAAUCACUUUAAUUAGCCAACAGAUUUGCAGUUGACUCUGGUUUGAUUGAAACAUGGAAAGAAGAAUUUUUUUUUUUUAAAUAUUAACAAAUAUGCUUUCAUCUCCCCACUUAAAUAUUUUGUCAUUAAAAAGCAGCAUCGCAAAGCUAUAACGUUGUUUUUGUAAAGUGUUAAGAGUCUGAUGGUAUCUCAUGAUGGCAUGCAUAUGACUCUAUAAAGCAUACCAAAGUCAUUUUUGUCCGAGAAGAAAAUUCAGGUUUCUGACUUGAGUGCAAACUAAAUGCACGAGAAGUGUGCACAUGCUUGUUUGGAACCGAGGGGUGUCCUGAAGGCUCCCCCUCCUCCCUCGGGAGUGUGGCUAUGCACACGAUCGUCCAGGAGGAGUUAGGUAAGCGUUUUUUUGUUUGUUUUUUUUGAUCGGUGUUUUGUUUUAAAGAGAUUUUUCAAACUUUUCUCAUCGAGGUUAAUUCUUUCUCUAGACUACGACUUCACGGUAAGAACGUCCCAGCCCACUUUCAAAGAGUUCACCGUGUUUUCUCCCACAAUUGUCAGCCCCCUCGGACAUGACUGUGCUUGACCUCGGCCUGCCCUUUCAGUGCCUAACUUUCUGAACACGAGGACUGAUGGGAAUCUAGGGAGGGCAUUUCCUUUAAAACUACUCAGUAUUUUAUGGGAUUGAUUGGAGUGCUAGCCAAUAAGAAGUCUGGUGUGAGGACCAGCAAGGGUUCUGAUUGGUCAGUUAGGUCCUUAAGCAAAAGAACAGCUGCUCUCUUCGCUCGCACAAACGGGCCGUGAGCUGUGACGUAUGUGAACUGUGGGGGGAGAAGAAAAAUAAUCCAACAUUUGUUUGUCUUUGAGGGUUUUGGUUUUUUUCCCUUUAUUAUCCAUGUACUGUCUGCAUGUCACUGUGUGUGUAUGUUUUUAUAAGAGUGUCAUUUUCUGUGCUGGCACUGUUGAGUACUGUAUUUGGGUCAGAACCUCAUAUCUUACCACCUAUGGCUUCAGUUCGAGUCUUCAGACAGCCUAAAAAAACAGCUUGCAUAGAAUUUGCUAUUUCUCUUCUAGUUCCCUGUUCCUAUUAGUGACCUUCAUGCCUUUUGUGCACUGUUACAUUUUUUAAUACCGUUUGUUUAUUUUGUAUAAACAUGUUUGCCUUAUGAGAACUGAAAUGUUGACACCCUGUCCGCCAUGUUGUCUCGGAGAAUGGAGCUUAACAGCGCUGGACUGGGCAUGUUGCAGUUCUCACGGAUACUCACUUCCAUGAACUGUUCGUGAGGAGGGCGAGAUGUGUGAGGGUGUGGGUUGGAUGCUCUGGGACGUGGGAUGCGCGUCCAGGCCAGGUCCACCAGGAGACACUUCUGCUAUUGUCCUCCUCCUCCGUACAAAGCACUUAGAUACCGAUGCCAUUACUGCUGCUGUUAACAGGUUCUGGGUCAUGGCAGGGAAACUGUCCGUGUCUGCAGGCUACCCUGAUAGAGAAAUGCCUAAAUAAACACUUGGUUUCAUUUCAA